CCGGUUGCUUAAUCUGAUACACCCGAUCAAUCGCCUCAAUUCCUCUCAGUCUCCCAAACAUGGAGUCCCAACCUUCCUCCAAAACCCUGCACAACCGCAUCAACACGAACAUCUCCCAACUCCUCCAGCGCUUUGAGAACAUAAUGGCCACAGCCACGACCGAAAGCACAAGUCACACCUCGACGGCCGUCGAAACCUACCAACUCGACGUCGAAUCCACCGCCCUGGUCCGCGCAGCAGAAGAUAUUCUCGCGCUUACGAGGGUGAUGAAGGAGACGUGGCUGUUCGGGAAGCUGGAUACGUUGGGGGAGGACGAGGCGGAGGUGAAGCGGCGGGAGGAAUUGGAGCGGGAUGCGGGGGCGAUUCAGCGGGCGAUUGAGGAGGGGGGGCUUCUGAAGGCUGCUAAAUAGGGGGCUGGGGGAUAGUAUGGUGCAUUGGG
Aspergillus japonicus CBS 114.51 is the source of this 439-nucleotide messenger RNA. RefSeq names its product RNA polymerase II mediator complex head subunit MED22. Gene Ontology annotation, biological process: regulation of transcription by RNA polymerase II. Lineage: Eukaryota; Fungi; Ascomycota; Eurotiomycetes; Eurotiales; Aspergillaceae. Gene Ontology annotation, molecular function: transcription coregulator activity. Gene Ontology annotation, cellular component: mediator complex. Bases 60 to 410 code for a protein of 116 amino acids. The record is from RefSeq and is a predicted model, not a curated record. The transcript is spliced from 4 exons.